Molecule: messenger RNA, 1705 nt
Organism: Sphaeramia orbicularis (orbiculate cardinalfish)
Lineage: Eukaryota; Metazoa; Chordata; Actinopteri; Kurtiformes; Apogonidae
Gene: ly6pge
Product: lymphocyte antigen 6 family member pge
Exons: 3
Coding region: 201-572 (123 amino acids)
Source: RefSeq, a predicted model, not a curated record
UUGUGCCAAUCAAAACUGAGGAGGCAAUGUUGACAAGCUAAAAAGAGCCGUGGGCAACAGUGUAGGAUCUGCUAAUCGUCUUGUCAGUGCACGAGGGGAUAUUAGCUCUUCUGAUAGAUGAGAUUAUACUCAGGGGGGGGUUAGGAGCAAACAACCUGCUUUUCAUUGUAUGUUCAGGGCCACAGUUGACCACCACCGACAUGAGAGCUGUCCUGCACUGGCCGAUGCUGCUGCCUGUCUUAUUACUACUGGCACCUUACAGCGAAGCUCUGCAAUGUUAUACAUGUAUGGGCUCCAACAAUGAUGACUGCAACCGACAAGGCACCAAGUCCUGUCCCAGCCACUCUGACGCCUGUGCUGUGGUGGUGGGCCAUGACAGUGGGGUGAUGAAGUCAUGUUCAUACAAGUCCUUCUGCAGCCAAGCCAACAGUCAGGGAUACAGAUCACCAGGCGUCAGAGUUCACUGCUGCUACGGCGACAACUGCAAUGUGACCAGCCUCGCGUCGCGUGUGCCACAACUUAAUUAUCUGAUGCUUCUUCUUCCAUUGCUGUUCCAUUAUUUUUUUAAGUAGACCAAUGGCUCAACUUCAUCAUGCCAACAAUCUGUCUGAAGCACAAAUGCCAACUAGUACUUUAUUCAUUUAACACAGUAAUGCCAAAUAAUCCUGCCUAUUUUCAUGUUAUGUGUUGUCUUCUUACUAUCUGAUAUCAUGAAUAGAGGAGUUUCGCUAGUUGUAGGUGUGGCAGUAAAGCAUCAUGAUGGACUGAACUGUCUAAAAGUACUCAGCUAGAGGCAUCUGGUGUCAGUUUCCAUACCUUUGUUUGAUGCUGAGCACACAUAUUUUGCAACUACGGGAUAAAAGAUGUUGACUAUCCCUCUGACUUGAUUUUCAGGUUACUUUGCAUAGCAUAUUCUUACCUUCAUAUGAAUUCAUCCAAUUAGAUUAGCCUAGCCCGUGUUUCUGCAGAUGUGACUGUGGCUAAAUAUGGCGCUAAGAGUUCAAGCAGUUGGUGUGUUGUUACAUCAUUAGCCUUCAACCUGUCAAUCACACAUCAGACUGGCUGUGUGAGUGUGAGAGGAUGUGAUAAAAACAAGGUUCUCACAUGCUUAAAAUCCACAUAAGCCUUUUUACGUGAGUGUGACCAGGUGUGUUAAACUGAUGAGGUUAAUCCUCUGAGUUUGGAGUCACUUAAACACGAUCUGAGUGUGAGCACACAUAAGGAUGGCCCAUAAGAGGCUCAUGUAUACUGGAUAAGAAACUGUAUCGGCACAAUCCACUCUGUUCUGUAGUGCAAAACAAGUGUGAAUACAAUAGAUUCAAACUUUUAUUGGAUUGAUGUUUCAUAAUUACAUAAAAUGCAAAUGCUAGUAUUGUGGAACUCUGUUAGUUAUUACAUUUAUAAGGGAAAAAAAAAAAAAGUGAAAAUGUGGAGUAUUAUCUCCUAGUACAUCUAAUCCUUAGCUGCUCACCAAAUCUCCAAACUGUGCAUGGUGUUACUUGAUUUGUGGCUGUUUAAUAUGUAUGAAAAAAAUCUAAAUGUAAUAAAAGAAGCCAGGAAUUCAAUUCUCUGUCUACUGUAUAUACUAUAGUGUAAUGAUGUAAUAUAUUCUGCUCUCUGGGGGAAUGGAUGUACAGAACAAACCACUCUGACAUGUAUAUGCCAAUAUAAAUGCAACCAAUAAUAAAACAAAAUUUUAACUGUC